AUGAGAGAUCCUCUUGGGUUGCUUGGCCCAGAGAAGAUUUGGUACAUGAAUGGUUAUAACGGUAAUAAAGUGUUGGAAUUUGAAGGCAUGAAUCACUUUAAAGCUGGACAAAUUUCCAAAACCUACAUUCUACCACAUAAUUUUGAUGGUACAGGAGCUGUUGUCUAUGGACGGUAUCUUUACUAUAACAGGUCUGUAAAAAUGUUUGGACUAAACGCAGAAAUUUUUUGAAAUUUUUAAAUAUUGAAAUUUUAAAAUUCUCAUCGUAAUUUCUAAAUUCAGUCAUAGGGAAAAUUUUUACAUGUCUUUAUAAUUAGCGAUUUUGCCUGUAGAUCAAAAUUGCGUAAUGCAUGUACGGAGCACGUGGAACUCUAAUAAGUGAGAUGAGCAUAUACUAUAGUGUUGAACUUAUAUAGUCAUCAAGUCUCAUUAACUGUAUGUAAAGAACUUAAUAUCACUUGAUUUUUAAGAUAGACCUCAAUUUCAUUUAUAGGGCAAACUCAAAGUAUGUCGUGCAGUACAACUUGACUACAGGAACGGUUACCAGGCUGGUAAUUCCUAACAGUAGUAUAAAACCACGAACGCAUUAUUAUCAAUGGGGAGGCUACACCACAAUGGAUUUAUCAGUGGACGAAAGUGGUUUAUGGGUUCUGUAUGCGUACGAAUCUAACAGUGGAAAGUUGUGUGCCACCCAGCUCGAUCCAUUGACCAUGUCAACCCUGCAUACUUACUGUGGUAUUUCCUCUGAGUCCAUGAACAGCAUGGGGAAUGCAUUUGUGGCAUGUGGUGUUGUUUACAGCAUCGAUAGUUACAAUUCAGCCACAACAACCAUCAACUACGCCUAUGACACAACCAAGAGCUCUGGGACCAAUCCAGCCAUUAAGUUUGUCAACAAGUUCACUUACAACAGUAUGGUGACGUAUAACCCUCGUGAGAAAGUUCUUUACUCCUGGAAUAACAAACGCCAAAUAACAUACCCAUUGGAAUUUGAAGAGUAA
Paramuricea clavata is the source of this 998-nucleotide messenger RNA. NCBI's taxonomy places the organism in Eukaryota, Metazoa, Cnidaria, Anthozoa, Malacalcyonacea, Plexauridae. The record is from the annotation of a GenBank genome assembly.